AUGUCUGAUAAACAGGUUAUUGAAACACCAUCGCCAAUGGUACCAGAGGAAAACCAUCAACAAAAGGAACCUAUUUCUCAUAAACCAUUAUCAGCUUAUGGUCCGAUUCCAGAAGGUAUGUCUAAAUCCCAAUGGAAAAAGAUCUGUAAAAAGAAAAGAUUUGAAGAAACUAAGGACGAAUUUAAUAAAAAGCGUAAACUGAAAAAAUUACAAGCUAGAGAGAGAAAAAGGGAAAAAAUCGAAGCAUAUGUUUCUAAAGGAUUGCCUAUACCAGAGGAAAUGAAAAAACAACCCAAAAAAAAUGUUAAUCAGAAAGAUUCCGGUAUUAAAAUCAUUAUUGAUUGUGCAUUUGAUGAUUUAAUGAAUGAAAAGGAAAUUGCUUCUAUGGGUUCUCAAAUCACAAGAAGCCACGCAGCCAAUAAAAGGGCAGAUUAUUAUGCUACAAUGGUAUGUUCAUCUUUUAACAAGAGAUUAAAGGAAAGGUUUGAUAAGCAGAUUGCAAGUAGUAAUUAUAAGAAUUGGGGUCAUUUUGAAUUCACACCAGAAGAUAUAGACAAGCUUGAAGAAUACAAGAGAAAAAAUGACGAGGAGGACAAUUUAAUUUACUUGAGUGCCGAUACCGAUGAAGCAUUAGAAAAAUUAGAACCUGGGUGCACCUAUAUUGUUGGUGGGAUUGUUGAUAAAAAUAGACAUAAACUUUUAUGUUAUAACAAGGCUAAAGAACUAGGAAUAAAAACCAAAAGGUUACCUAUUGAUGAGUAUAUUAAAAUAAGCGGCAGAAGAGUUUUAACCACGACACAUGUUAUUCAAUUAAUGUUAAAAUGUUUUGAAAAAGAUGGAGAUUGGAAAGCUGCUUUUGAAGAAGUGAUACCAUCAAGAAAAUUAGGAACAGAUGAAGGAGAUGCUAGGGAUGGUGAUACUAAAGAAGUAGAAAAGAGUUCUGAAGAGCUUGUUACUACACAAGAGUGA
Molecule: messenger RNA, 969 nt
Organism: Saccharomycodes ludwigii
Lineage: Eukaryota; Fungi; Ascomycota; Saccharomycetes; Saccharomycodales; Saccharomycodaceae
Gene: TRM10
Product: tRNA (guanine(9)-N(1))-methyltransferase
Exons: 1
Coding region: 1-969 (322 amino acids)
Biological process (GO): tRNA N1-guanine methylation
Cellular component (GO): nucleus
Molecular function (GO): tRNA binding
Source: RefSeq, a predicted model, not a curated record